GUCAAACGCUCUACUCAACUCAGCCGCCGUUGGACCUGUGUGUUGAAGCAGGGCAGUGUCGCCUCUCAUACACGGAAAUGAAAAACUGUUCAUAUCUGGAAGUACUCAGCUUUACUUGUGUUACCGCAUGUUUCUGUUGAAGAACUUGAAGUGUUCAUGUUGUGCGACUCACUGUUGUUGUGUAAUCUUCCACUGGCAUUUUUGCCAGCGACAAAUUACAUUAAUUUCCAAGGGGUCGUCAAAAGCUGCACCCUGAUCUGUGCAUCCGUCUAUUUAGAAGAUGACAGGAGAAAAGAUCCGAUCCCUUCGAAAGGAUCACAAACCGAGCAAAGAUGAGGAUUUACUGGAACCGGACGAGGAAGCUGCAACUGGGACAUUCACAUCAUCAACUAGGACUAUUAGUGGUAAAGGGAAAGCUAACAAGAUAUUCAGCAAUCACAAGAUAAUCAAGUCUGCAGCGACACAACAGCAACAUAAUCAACAACAAGCGCAAGUCAAUGCAAACACUAAUACAAUUGCAACCUCAGACACCGUCGAUGAUAAAAAUAAAAAUCCCAUCAUUCGAGCAGGGCAAGAUUUCCCAGUUCACGAAUGUGUGUUCAAAGGAGAUGUACGGCGAUUAUCAUCACUCAUUCGAACUCAAAAUAUUGCUCAGAAGGAUGUGCAUGGGAACACACCACUGCAUCUCGCAGUCAUGACGGGCCACAAAGAGUGCGCCCAUCUGCUCCUGGCCCAUAAUGCACCUGUGAAGGUGAAGAACGCUCAGGGCUGGAGCCCUCUCGCUGAAGCCAUCAGCUAUGGAGAUCGACAGAUGAUCACGGCACUUUUGAGGAAACUCAAGCAGCAGUCCCGGGAGAGCGUGGAGGACAAGAGGCCGCGGCUGCUGAAAGCUCUCAAAGAGCUUGGUGAUUUUUAUUUAGAACUUCAUUGGGAUUUUCAAAGCUGGGUGCCUUUACUCUCACGAAUACUCCCAUCAGAUGCGUGUAAGAUCUACAAACAGGGCAUCAACAUCAGGCUGGACACCACCCUCAUCGACUUCACCGACAUGAAAUGCCAACGGGGCGACCUCAGUUUUAUCUUCAAUGGCGACGCCGUCCCGUCCGAGUCCUUUGUGGUGCUGGACAACGAGCAGAAGGUGUACCAGCGCAUCCACCACGAGCAGGAGUCGGAGAUGGAGACGGAGGAGGAGGUGGACAUCCUGAUGAGCAGUGACAUUUACUCCGCCACGCUCUCCACCAAAUCCAUAACCUUCUCCCGCGCACAGACCGGCUGGCUCUUCAGGGAAGACAAAACGGAGCGUGUGGGGAACUUCCUGGCUGACUUCUACCUGGUGAACGGGCUGGUUCUGGAGUCACGGAAGCGUCGCGAGCACUUGAGCGAGGAGGACAUCCUGAGGAACAAGGCCAUCAUGGAGAGCCUCAGCAAAGGCGGCAACCUCAUCGAGCAGAACUUUGAGCCGGUGAGGCGGCAGUCUCUCACAGCUCCUUCUCCAAACACCAUCUCCUGGGAGGAGUACAUCACGGCAGAAAACGGAAAAGCUCCUCACCUGGGCAGGGAGCUGGUGUGUAAAGAGAGCAAGAAGAACUUUAAGGCAACGGUGGCCAUGAGUCAGGACUUCCCCCUGGGCAUCGAGUCGCUGUUAAAUGUUCUGGAAGUGGUUGCCCCCUUCAAGCACUUUAAUAAACUCAGAGAAUUUGUCCAAAUGAAACUCCCUCCUGGCUUCCCUGUUAAACUAGACAUCCCUGUGUUCCCUACUAUCACCGCAACGGUCACCUUUCAGGAGUUCCGCUACGACGAGUUCGAGGACUCUAUCUUCACCAUACCCAAUGAAUACAAAGAGGAUCCCAGUCGCUUUCCUGACCUUUGAACCUGCGACCCUAACAACAGAGCGAGAGAGAGAGAGAGAGACAGAAAGCGGCAUCUCUCACUCCUAAAACGACUGCUUAUGGACUCACAGAAGGGCAUUGAUGCCAGUGUGUUCCUAAUGGGGUGAAAUAACAUAGGGAGCUUUUUUUGUAUAUUAUGGAUGUGCUGUAUGUAAUGUUUGAUCGUAAAAGGGAAUAUGUUGAACUGACCUGUAGCGAAGCACUGAAAUGAAUAUCUCUCCAUGGAACAAAACAACUGCACGAACCGACAGACAAACACUGCCCCUCAACGUGGGGCAAGAAGGGUGUGUGCGUGCGUGUGUGCGUGUGUGCGUGUGUGUGUGCGUGCGUGCGUGCGUGCAUGUGUGUGUGCGUGUGUGCGUGCGUGUGUGUGUGCAUGUGUGUACCAUAAACCUUGGCACCAUCCUAAUGCACUACAUUGCAAAACCCUGUGCUGAGUCAAUCGGCAACCAAGAGGUGCUCUUCAACGGACCUAUUUAAUGCUAAUGGUACUGUGUCCAGUACUGCAUUACUCUGAAACACAAGGCCAAAGGCCAUGGAAACGUGAGUGUGUUUUUCCUUUCCCCUUAAUGAAUGGUGCGGUCUUCAUCACCUUAGAUGUGAGCAAAAAUGGCAUUAUAAAGGAUUUAUGUAAGCCUUUGUUUUCUUAUAUACUUUUUGUAAGAACUGUGUUACAAAUAGUAGGAUACACUUUAAAGGACAGGAAAGUAAUCAAAGGGGUUGUACAUUUUCAAGAAGAUGUCUGUAUAUGGGUGAGUAUGAAUGAUGGAAUAGCAUCAUGACAUGUAAUGUAAAUAGAAUUUCUACGGAUAAGGAAAGGCUUUUUUCUGUGUGCAAGGGGGAGACUUACCCCCACCCUUCUACCCCUCAUCCUUCACCUUUCCGCUUGUCUUUUGUUGUGUUAUUAAAGAGCGGGAACUGA
Alosa sapidissima (American shad) is the source of this 2808-nucleotide messenger RNA. RefSeq names its product ankyrin repeat domain 13C (gene ankrd13c). Gene Ontology annotation, cellular component: cytoplasm. The transcript is spliced from 13 exons. Gene Ontology annotation, molecular function: protein binding. The record is from RefSeq and is a predicted model, not a curated record. Lineage: Eukaryota; Metazoa; Chordata; Actinopteri; Clupeiformes; Clupeidae. The coding region runs from base 281 to 1867 and encodes 528 amino acids.